CGUCCCGACCCAACUGGGCCUAGCGCUGUUAUGCCAAGCGCGAAGUCUCCAUCAACAUCAGCUCUUCUCCAACGCACGCCUUUUCCACCGUGCGUGUUUCUUUCCCGUACUUGCUCCUACCACAACAGCUGGACCCGACUACUUCUGCUUCGGGAUCUCUUCUUUUUCCUCUAUUUCUUAACGGCCUACUACCAAUAAAUGUCUUCUUAGCAUCCAUUACCCUCUCGUGAACCAGCAUCCAGACGUGUUUUCCCAAGUCACGUCGCGUGCUCUUCACACUAGCUACCUUUGAUACGACCCGGCCUGCAACGCCCCUCCUCGCCACAGCUUCACACAGACGAGGCAAACACGCUCUGGCCUGACAUCCAGAGCAUGUCCAUUGGCUAGUUUUAUGGCAACCGUAUCGCUAUCUCCUACUCCUGCCCCCAUUGCGGCCAUGUCAUCACGCAGAAUCCCCUUGACCAACAAUCCCAAUGCCGCCAAUUCUCCUCUUCGAGGAUCAUCGACUUUGGCUGCAUUCGCCAAGCAGAAACGCUCUUACGCUACCGCCCAACGCGAGGAAGCCUACGGUCAACCGCCUCCCAUGAAAAAGCAAGCUCUUGAAAAUGGCUCGCACCGUCUUGUCCGAUCGCCUUCCAAGCUCCCUCGCUCCCAGCUUGUCUCUCGAAGCCAUGUUGCACAACCCCAGGCCCGAGACCGCGUUUCUCGGCCUGCAGCACCAUCUAGAUCUACUCAUGAUGCAGAUGCUGAAAAAGAAGUCUGGAAAAAGCACCACAUGGCUAGAUUUCCUAAAAUGGUCUUCUAUUUCGAAAGCAUCCCCGACGACGUCCGUGCCAAGCUUAUCAAGCGUGUUACUUAUCUCGGAGCUCGUCAAGAGCCAUUCUUCUCCAAGGACGUGACCCACGUCGUCACGACGCGGCCGAUUCCUCGUGACAAGCCUGAACAUGAUGCCGAGAAGGAACAUGAACAGGAGCAAGAAACCCAAGAGCAGCCCCAAACAAUUAACCCGUCGCUGCUGGAUAGAAACACUAGUGAGGCAAGAAGAAAACUUCUCUUCGAGUUUCGUCAAACACCUCUUCCCUCCCAGUCCCAAGACGACUUAGUCAAGCGCAACAAGGCUUCCCGCAACAAUGAUGUUAUUCUCAAGGCACGUGAAAUGGGCAAGAAGAUUUGGCCAUUGGUAAAAUUCCAGAAUAUGCUUUCUGUCCUGUUGGAAGCCGAUCCCCAACGCGGCCAAGGCGUCCGUCAUCUCGCCUCUGGCAGCCAGUAUGGAGCUACUAGAGGUCAUGAAGCCAAUCUUCUUCAGCUUCUUCAGCAUGAGCGUCUCAAUGGUCCUACUGAUCGUGACCCCACUGCUGUCAACAGGGAGUUGAACUACUUCAAAGGCCCCUAUAUCUAUGUGUGGGAUAUGGAUGAGAAACAAAAACCCAUAAUGGCACGCGACUACCCCAAAGUCGUCAACAAGACAGAUGGCGAAUGGCCCCAAUUCCGAAGUGUUGGCAAUGGUCGCUGCCCAUUUGUUGAAGAAAUGGACAUUCCCGAGCGAAGCUACCGCAAAGCUAAAGAGCAGCGUGAGACGGCUAAGAUGGUUAAGAAGGAUGAAUCGGUUACAAUCUUGAAACCGCCAGAGAACCCUCUCCCUAAGCCUGUUACAGGCAAACGCACUUUGACUGAGAUGGAAGAUGGUCAUAACAAAGCACGUGGCAUGGCUGUUACUGAUGCGUUCAGUGCUGCCCGUGCUACCAUCAACAAGCCUAGUGAACUGCGUCAAAAUGCGUUUAUUAGCCGGGCUGAGGGUGGCCGUGUUUUGGGAGGAGAGCCUGUUGCAUCUGGCAUGCAGGCAUCCAACAUCACAUCCGCCAUCCGAUCUCAAAUGAUCUCUUCUACCUCUGGCAUCCAUGGUGCUAAGGCUGGAACUAGCAAAGAGGUUCAUGGACUUCAACGUAAGGUUCUGCAAAAGGCCGCCCCUGCCUCUCAUGAUCACAGCUCGCGACGCCUUGCCGAGGUUUCGAUGGAUGUCGCUUCUAGCCGAUCCACGACCAUGGGACGCCCCAACUCCAAGUUGGCUACUAUGACAGAGGAUAGCCAAGAGAGAGAGAAGAAGCCUCAGCCCAAGAGCAAAAAGGAUAUGAAGCCUGGCUAUUGCGAGAAUUGCCAGGAUAAAUUCCAAGACUUUGAUGAACACAUCUUGACCCGCAAGCAUCGCAGAUUUGCAGAAGACAGCGAAAACUGGACUGAUCUGGAUGCUUUGCUCUCACAGCUUACUCGUGUACCCAAGUACGCCGCCAUGGACUCCGACACAGAGUAAUUGCGUUAGCCUUAACGCACAUUUUUAUUGAUAACACGACUUGACCCGACGUUGCAUACGACUAAUUUCAGUCGUCUGUAACCAUUGACAGGCGCAAACGGAUUUAAUUUCUGCAUCUCAAUCAGAUACCCGCAACUGCAUUAUACUUGCGACAAGAUACCAUUUUGACUUUGAUCAUUCUGCAUUGCACGAGCACGCCCUUUCUUCCUGGCGGCCUGAUUGAGCCCUUUUUUCUCUUUACUUCGAAUUGUUCGGUUGACAUUCGCAUUUUUUGAAGCCAUUGUUUUUUCUUAGCUAUGACGAACUGCAUGCGGAAGAGGUGGAAGCAGCAUGGACGGUUGGCAUAUGUUAUUUUUGGUUGAUUUUUGGACUGCGUAAUCUCGCAGUGGCGUUUAUUUAACGGUUUGAUCCUUGACAGGAUUUAUCAUGGAUAGCUCACAUCGGUAGGACAGCAUCUUAUGGCGGAAUUAGGCUGCAUAGGAGUUGACGCACUUUGGUAACCAGGUUUUCUGGGACCAGCGAGAUGUCUCGCAUUAUAAGUAGCGUGUAUGCCAGAAAAGAAUCAGAUAGUAUUGUAUAUAUACAAUUCAAAUU
[Torrubiella] hemipterigena is the source of this 2902-nucleotide messenger RNA. The record is from the annotation of a GenBank genome assembly. NCBI's taxonomy places the organism in Eukaryota, Fungi, Ascomycota, Sordariomycetes, Hypocreales, Clavicipitaceae.